AUGGGAGAGCGAUACAGAAAACAGUGUGCUGGCGCACUGAAUGAACUUCGUAGAGAGUAUGAGAGCGUCGCAUUCUACAUCAGCAGUAGAUCAGGGAAAUAUGAGCGCCGUAUCGACUUCAACAACGGAAUUUACAUCCAAUUCAUCAGUACGCGCGAAGGCUUGCGCAGCGUUGAUCUUCGAAAUCCGCGACUGGUUGAUGCCCUGGUCGACAUGGCUGAAACCGAGGGUUUAAGAGGACGUACCAUGGUUUAUGGGGUUGCAGCGUACUUCGGAAAGCACUCCGACGAGGCGCUGAAAAAGCAUCAGCAAUAUGACGCCGAAAGAGAAUAUUGA
This is a messenger RNA of Truncatella angustata, 336 nucleotides long. RefSeq lists its product as uncharacterized. The coding region runs from base 1 to 336 and encodes 111 amino acids. The transcript has a single exon. Lineage: Eukaryota; Fungi; Ascomycota; Sordariomycetes; Amphisphaeriales; Sporocadaceae. The record is from RefSeq and is a predicted model, not a curated record.